CCAUCUUAAACUUCUCCUCUACCUUCUCUUUCUCUUAUUGUGUUCAUUCCUUUUUCCAUUUCAAUCAUUUGAUACCCAUUUCUCCACUUUGCUCAGGUUGAAGUCAAGCAGCACUGAGCUGUUCCGCCGCGCGCUGUUCGCCUCGCGUUUCUACGCGACCCUCAUGCCCGAAACCUCCGCUUUAAUUUUCUCUCGCCGGAUAAUAUCGAUUCAAACACAAACAUGGAAGACAAGAUGACGGAAGAUACCGUGUCCUCCGGAGUCCAAUCCUCCACAGAGGAUAAUGUUGAUCCCGUAGAAACCCUCGUGGGAGGGCGUGCGAAGCGAGCGACCGCCGGAAAGAACAUGGGAGCCCUGUUGGAUGCCGAGGCCGACGAUGAUCUUGCGCUUCUAUUCGAGGAAGUCGAGGACGACAAUGACUUCUCCAUGGAGGAGGGGGGUGGAGACCAGGAAGACGAUAUGGGGAUGGAUUCAUCGUCUUCGGACGAGGAGGAUCAGGGACCGAACGUGCAGGCGGACGAUCUGGAAGGCGAACGGGAGCUAGAAAAACAAGCAAAGGAGGACCGCAAGAAGCGCAAGGCGACGGAGAACCUACGGCUCACUGCUCUACGGAAAAAGGUCAAGAUCGAUCCGACGGCCAUCCCAGCAACAGCACCGCAGCAACCCCCGCGGCCGAAGAAGAAGUCGGAGCGCAUCUCCUGGCUCCCUACGGUGGAUGACGGGCCGACGCGCUCGUCUUCCCGCCGCCAGACGAUGCAGAACAAGGAACUCACGCAUGCUCGGCUCCAGGCCAGCGAGAAGAAGCGCAUCCGACUGAUCGCGACGAUGGAGGAGGCCGCCAAACGAAAGGCGGCGCAUAAACCAAAGCAGAUGACACAGGCUCAGCGACUGGCAGAGGCCGAGAGGGUGGAACGGGUGAACAGCAAGACUCUGAAUCGCUGGGAGGAGAUGGAGAGGAAGAAGGCCGCCGAGAGAAAAGCCAAAAUCGAGGCCCUCCAGAACCGCCGUCUGGAGGGGCCGGUCAUGACUUAUUGGAGCGGUGUCGCCACAUGGGUCGAUGGUACCCUGAAGCGUGUCGGGAAAGCAGACAUCACGCCCAAGGCCGACAAGGACGAUGCAUCUCGAAAGAAGAAGAAGGGAGACAACGAAGAGAAGGGUGCCGACGGCAAUACGAUCGCCGAGCAAAAGCCUGAUGCUGUUUCCGAGCUGCAAGGAGAUGCAACAGCAACGGCGCCAACUGUCCAAGGUCACGAAUCGAAGCCUAGUGAAACGGCAGCCGAAGUACAGCCAACAGAAAAGGCAGUGGAAGGAAACGCAGCAGAGACGGCAGAAAUGACAGCAGAAAAGACAGCAGAAAAGACAGAGGAGACAGCAGAAAAGAGAACAGAAGAGACGCCAGAAAAGACAACCGAAGAGGCAGCAGAAAAGGCAGAAAAGACAGAAAAGACAGCAGAGCAGAACCCGCAGAUAUCCCAAGUACCAGGAGAAACGCUCCCUGAAAACGGAGCCGUCCAGCAAGAAUCAAGUACUACUGAACAAGACGAACCGUUCGGCGAAGCCUCCCAGCCGGCAGCUACGUCCACAUCUGUGAAUAUGACACCGAAAGAAACCACCUCACCCAAGGAAGGACAGAUGCCAAGUGAAGACAAGGGAGCCAAAGAGCCGCUCUCGCAGAACGAAGACCCUCCUAGACCUCUGACUGAAUCAUCGGCACCCCCCAUGACUCCCACCAGAACACCCUCCUUUUCUAUCAUCGUGCCACCCCCGUCAAGGGGGCCGAAACACACAGAAGGAGAUAAAAUGGAGAUGGACGAAGAUAAAAGCGCCAAGGACCAAGGUGCCAUCGAUGCCAUGGACACUACGCCAGACGCAGGCCAGGAACAACCGAAGCUGAGCGACCAGCCCUCGGCAGAAGGUAUCGAGCCCGUGACAGGACCAGUCGAAGAUGCAGUUGCAGGACCAGCCGAGAAGGUCGAGAAUAUACAAGAACCUACUCCGGCACCUACGGAUGCGACUGCUGUCGUUCCUGUAGAACCUACAGCAGCAACCACAGCAGAAACCGCAGAUGUACCAGCCGGUCCUCCAGCACCUCCAGUGAUCGAGAAGACAGGCCGCAAUCUCACGGUGCUUGAGAAUUUCGACGACAAGACCGCGCAGAGCAAAGAGUUUAGCAUCUACUUCAACGCGAAGAAGCCUCCCAGGCUGACCAAGAUCUCCUCCUCGCUCUGCGUGAUCACCUCGCAACCGUCACGGUACAAACACACGACGACGGCGCUCCCCUUUGCAAACGCACACGCCUACCGCGAGAUUCGCCGCACGGCAGAGCAGAAGUACGCGUGGAGCACCAUGCUGGGCUGCUACGUCGGCCCUGUCGGGAUCGCCGCUCGGGGGGUCCCCGAGCGGUUCUUGGACCCGACGGCCACGGGGCCAGAGAAGGCAGGAAAUGCUCUCCCUGCCACCGUCUCUGCCACUGUCUCUGUCCCAGCGGAUGCUGUCGAGGUGGAUAAGUCGUAAUGUUAUCAGAUAGGCUUGUAUAUUUACUGAGAUACCCAAUCGUC
Messenger RNA from Penicilliopsis zonata CBS 506.65, 2558 nucleotides. RefSeq lists its product as hypothetical. The record is from RefSeq and is a predicted model, not a curated record. Gene Ontology annotation, cellular component: nucleus. Gene Ontology annotation, molecular function: ATP-dependent H2AZ histone chaperone activity. NCBI's taxonomy places the organism in Eukaryota, Fungi, Ascomycota, Eurotiomycetes, Eurotiales, Aspergillaceae. The transcript has 2 exons. The coding region runs from base 223 to 2514 and encodes 763 amino acids. Gene Ontology annotation, biological process: regulation of DNA-templated transcription; chromatin remodeling.